This is a messenger RNA of Aureococcus anophagefferens, 1245 nucleotides long. RefSeq lists its product as hypothetical. Gene Ontology annotation, molecular function: L-alanine:glyoxylate transaminase activity; L-serine:pyruvate transaminase activity. NCBI's taxonomy places the organism in Eukaryota, Pelagophyceae, Pelagomonadales, Pelagomonadaceae. The coding region runs from base 1 to 1245 and encodes 414 amino acids. Gene Ontology annotation, cellular component: peroxisome. The record is from RefSeq and is a predicted model, not a curated record. The transcript has a single exon.
AUGACGCCGCCCGUGUCGCUGCUCGUGGAGAAGCCGAGCAUCGCCCAGUUCAACCCGCCGAAGCGGCUCCUCAUGGGCCCCGGCCCCGGCAACGCGCACCCGCGCGUCCACGCGGCCAUGUCGCUGCCGCAGGUGGGCCACAUGGACGGCGCGUUCCUCGCGGCCGCCGAGGAAAUCAAGACGCUGCUUCGCUACGCGUGGCAGACGAAGAACGCGUUCACGGUGCCGUGCAGCGGCACGGGCUCCGCGGCGUGGGAGGCGGCCGUCGCGAACCUGACGUCGCCGGGCGACACGCACCUCGUGCUCGUCAACGGCUACUUCGGCCUGCGCCACUGCGACAUGGCGAGCCGCUACGGCGCGAACAUCGUCAAGCUGGAGAAGCCCUGGGGCGAGGUCUUCUCCGACGACGAGGUCGCGGCGGCGUUGGCGGAGCACAAGCCGGACACGCUCUGGGUCGCCCACGCGGAGACGUCGACGGGCGCGUGCCAGCCCAUGGCGAAUUUGGGCGAAAUGUGCCGCGACCACGACUGCCUCCUCAUGGCCGACACGGUCACGUCCAUCGGCGGGCUGCCCGUGAAGCUCGACGAGUGGGGCGUCGACGCGUGCUACGCGGGCGGCCAGAAGGCGCUGAGCUGCCCGCCGGGCAUCGCGCCGCUGACCUUCGGGGACCGCGCGCUGCGGAAGAUGGACGAGCGCCAGGCGCGGGGCGAGGUCACGGCGAACUGGUACCUCGACAUGAACAUGAUCAAGCAGUACCUCGUCGUCAACGACUUCGGCGUGCCCCGCGUCUACCACCACACGGCGCCCAUCUCCAUGGCCUACGCGCUCCGCGAGGCGCUGACGAUCCUCGCGGAGGAGGGGCUCGAGGCGUCGUGGGCGCGGCACCGCGCGUCGGCCGAGUUCUUCUGGGACGAGCUCGAGAAGAUCGGCCUCGAGUGCCACGUGCCCUGGGAGCACCGGCUCCCGACGCUCACGACGGUCAAGAUCCCCGAGGGCGUCGACGGCGGCAAGGUCGUCACCUUCCUCCGCGAGAACUACAACAUCGAGAUCGCCGGCGGGCUGGGCCAGCUCGCGGGCAAGGUCUGGCGCAUCGGCCUCAUGGGCUACAACUCGCGCAAGGAGAACGCGGCGCUCGUCUGCGCGGCGCUCCGCGACGCCCUCGACGCCCAGGGCUACUACCGCGCGCCGGGCCUCCUCUACAAGACGCGCGCGCACUUGCGGACCUCCUUCCACGGGAGCGCGUGA